This is a messenger RNA of Nylanderia fulva, 2511 nucleotides long. Lineage: Eukaryota; Metazoa; Arthropoda; Insecta; Hymenoptera; Formicidae. The record is from RefSeq and is a predicted model, not a curated record.
AUCAGCUGUAAAAUUCGUAAUAAAAUGAAUUUUGCACUUGAACAUAGGAAUUGAUCGAAUUAGAUAUGUCAAUGAGAUAAUCGAUCUUACGAAUCGAUCAUGCGAUAGAAUCGAUCGCUCGAUUAAUCUAGCAUCUAAUUGGAACGUAACCUAAAAUCGUGCAGUUCCACGGAAAUAAUGCGUUAGGAUAUUUUGGCCAUCAAGUGUGUGUUUAUUGUGCGCAGCAUCUUCAACAAGAGAAUCAAUAAACAUUAAAGUUGCAUACGGUUUGUGGUUUAAGUAAGGAAAUUGUGUCCAACCGUUGUAUAUCAUUACACAAUGAAGUGUCACUAUGAAGUAUUAGGAGUUGAAAGAAAUGCUUCCGACGAUGACAUAAAAAAGGCAUACAGAAAACUAGCAUUGAAAUGGCAUCCCGACAAAAAUCUCGAUAAUCCAAAUGAAGCCAAGGAACAAUUUCAGCUUAUCCAGCAGGCAUGGGAGAUAUUGAGCGAUCCCCAUGAACGUACUUGGUACGACAAUCAUCGAGAGGCUAUCCUAAAGGGUGGAAUUGGAGAGAAUUACAAGGACGACUCCAUUAAUCUUUUCCCAUACUUCUCCGCUACAUGCUUCAAGGGUUACAAGGACGACGAGGCAGGUUUUUAUGCCGUCUACCGAGCCGUCUUCGAGAAAUUGGCCGCCGAGGACGCCGAGUUCGCUAAAGACGGCGAGUCUGACGAAGAGAUCCCUGGCUUCGGGGAUUCUCAGAGUUCCUACGAGGAUGUGGUGCAUGAUUUCUAUGCCUACUGGCAAAGUUAUAGCACCAAGAGAUCCUAUGCUUGGUUGGACCCAUACGAUGUACGCGACAUGCCGAAUCGACGCGUCUUCAGGCUCGCCGAGAAAGAGAAUAAAAAAGUACGCGAGAAAGCAAGACGCGAGAGAAACGAGCAGGUACGGAAUCUGGUCGCUUUCGUCCGUAAACGCGACAAGCGCGUGCAGGCUUACGCGGAAAAGCUGGCCGAACGUGCUCGCGAGAACUUUCGCAAGGCAGAGGAGCGCAGGAAGGCGCAUCUACUGGAGAGGCAGAAGCUGUUGCGCGAACAUAAUGAAUCCGAGUGGUCCAAGUUCUCGAACAUCGAGGCGGAACUGGAGAACAUCGAGGCGAAUCUGACGGCGGAAUUUGGGAUAGACGAUAAAGAAGCAACUGCAGAAGAUGACAAUACGCUCUAUUGCAUCGCCUGCAAUAAAAUUUUCAAAACGCACAAGGCCUUUACGAAUCAUGAGAACUCGAGAAAGCACAAGGAAAAUGUCAGUAUACUCAAACACACCGCAACAGAUGAUGACGAGGAUCUCAGUUCUCGUGAAAGCGAUUCAGAAAGCGGUGUAGAAUCAACUUCACUAAACGGACCUAAGUUAGCAACAAACUCGCAGAUGCCCGAUUUUUUAUUGAAUCCUCAGAGUGAUAGGAGACAAUCUGACGAUGAGGAUAAUGAGGCUAUCUCUUCAGGUGAAUUGAUGUCAGACGAUGAAAAAAAUUCCGGAUCAUCAAAGGAAAAAAGAAAAAUAGAUGAGGAAGAUGUUCCAUUAGCUACAGGACCACAGAUCGAUGAAAGCACUUCGUUCUCAUCUAAGAUAGAAAAUGAAGAUGAUAUCGAAACGUCUGAAGAUGAAUUGAUAUCUGAUCAGGAAGAAGAAAUCCCAUUGUCGAAUCGUCAGAAAAAGAAGAAAAAACGGAAUAUUCUGAAUCUAAGUACUAUGAUGAAUCGUGAUGCUAGUGACGAAGACACAGAGAAUACUAAUGAAGAAAUGUGGCUGUCGAAAAAACAACGCAAAAAGUUACAGCAAAAGAAGAUAUCAAUAAAUAAGCAGCAAACUAAUGAGGAAACACACGAGACGGAAGAACAACAAAUGAAAGACGAAAGCAAAGUAGCAGAAGAGACAAAUAUUAUUAACGAAAGGCUGAAAGUCAAUAAAGCAAAGAAAGCAUUCAAGAAAGAAGAACGAGAGAAUAAGAGUAAAAAUAAAAAAGAUCCAGUCAUGAAUGUUGAUGAUUUGGCUCAUUGCUGCGUAUCCUGUUCAAUGGAGUUUACUAGCAAAAAUAAAUUAUUUGAGCAUUUAAAGAAAACUGGACAUUCUGUAUAUAUACCAGAGUUAACAAAACACAAAAAGGAGAAACAAAAAAAAGAAAAAGCAAUGACGAAAGGAAAAGACACUUCAGACAAAAAGAGACAUUGAACCUAAAUAUCUUAGCCAAUUGUAGCUAAUUAUUGUUUAAAUUGCAAUUUAAAUUGCAUCAUGAUUGAUAUGAGAGUCUUUUAGGCAUAGCAUAUGUUCCAAUACAUUAAAGGUCCUUGUGUAUAUAUUGUACAAAGUAUAAAAAUAGUAAAAUAUUGUAAUUCGAAUUAUGUUUGAUGAUGUUGAACUAUUAAUUCCUUUGUGAUAAUUUAUAUUGAUUCGAAAAUGGAAAUUAUAAAUGUGCUGUUAAUAUUCUUUAACAGGAACAAUAAAAAUUAAAAUUGUAUGUCAUAUUAUAAA